AAAGACAAAGACCGCAUGCUAUGGUUGUUCGGAGAUUCUUCGAAUUCACGAUCUUAAAGUCAUAUGAUUCACAGCAAAUAUAGCAACAAAUAUCUCAAUUGGCAUUUUCCAAAGCCACGAAACGUGCAUUGAGUUUGGAGCGAUAUCUGAAGUGAAGAUUGAAGACGUGAUAGAAGAUGGACGACUACUGCUAUGCUAAGAUGGCGACGUCCGCUAAAAGAGAACAUGAAAGAGAAUCAGCGCCACCAACUUCCAGCAAAUCACCAACGGAGAUAAAGACGAAAGAUGAAGAUGUCCAGCAGCUGAUCGGUAAUCCAGAAGAAGUUUCCCCUCAGUUAGGGGGGAGCUCCACUUUGAAGCAGGAGACUCCACAACCACCCUGCAUUAAAAAGGAAGAGGAGGAACUCUGCAUCACUCAGGAGGGAGAGUGUCUUCUAGGACGAGAGGAAGCUGAUUACACCAAGUUUCCACUGAGUAUUAUCUUUGUGAAGACUGAAGAUGAUGAAGAGAAACCACAAGUAGACAACUUCUUAGCUCCACUAUCAGAUAGUGAGGCUGAAGACGAGGUUGAAGUAACUUUGAGCAGCGAUACAGACUGUGAAGGUGAUAUGAGGACUCACACUGACAACAAACACUCUGAAUGCUCUACAAAGAAGACAGGUAAAACAUGUUUGAGCUGCUCAGUUUGUGGUAAAAGCUUUCCUCAGAAUAGCAAUUUAACUCGACACAUGAGAACACACACAGGUGAAAAACCAUUUAGUUGUUCAGUUUGCGGCAAAGGCUUUUAUGAAAAUAGCGAUUUGACUGAACACAUGAGAACACACACAGGUGAAAAACCAUUUAAUUGUUCAGUUUGUGGCAAAAGCUUUUCUGUUAAGAGAUAUUUCACUAAACACAUGAGAACACACACAGGUGAAAAACCAUUUAGUUGUUCAGUUUGCGGCAAAGGCUUUUAUGAAAAUAGCGAUUUGACUGAACACAUGAGAACACACACAGGUGAAAAACCAUUUAAUUGUUCCGUUUGUGGCAAAAGCUAUUCUGUUAAGAGAUAUUUCACUAAACACAUGAGAACACACACAGGUGAAAAAACAUUUAGUUGUUCAGUUUGCGGCAAAAGCUUUUCUCAAAAUAUUCAUUUAACUCGACACAUGAGAACACACACAGGUGAAAAACCAUUUAGUUGUUCAGUUUGCGGCAAAGGCUUUUCUCAAAAUAGCGAUUUGACUCAACACAUGAGAACACACACAGGUGAAAAACCAUUUAAUUGUUCAGUUUGUGGCAAAAGCUGUUCUCUUAAGAGACAUUUGACUGAACACAUGAGAACACACACAGGUGAAAAGCCAUUUUGUUGUUCAGUUUGCGGCAAAAGCUUUUCGUUAAAUAGUUCAUUGACACAACACAUGAGAACACACACAGGUGAAAAAACAUUUAAUUGUUCAGUUUGUGGGAAAAGCUUUGCUCAUGAUAGCCAAUUGACUCCCCACAUGAGAACACACACAGGUGAAAAACCAUUUAAUUGUUCAGUUUGUGGCGAAAGCUUUUCUCAAAAUAUUCAUUUGACUCGACACAUGAGAACACACACAGGAGAAAAACCUUUUAAUUGUUCAGUUUGUGACGACAGCUUUUCUCAAAAGACCCAUUUGACUCAACACAUGAGAACACACACAGGUGAAAAACCAUUUGAAUGUUCAGUUUGUGGCAAAAGCUUUUCUGUUAAGUGCACUUUGACGGAACACAUGAGAACACACACAGGUGAAAAAACAUGUAAAUGUGCAGUUUGUGGCAAAAUCUUUUCUCGGAGUACCUCUUUGACUCAACACAUGAGAACACACACAGGUGAAAAACCAUUUGAAUGUUCAGUUUGUGGCAAAAGCUUUUCUGUUAAGCGCACUUUGACGGAACACAUGAGAACACACACAGGUGAAAAAACAUGUAAAUGUGCAGUUUGUGGCAAAAUCUUUUCUCGGAGUACCUCUUUGACUCAACACAUGAGAACACACACAGGUGAAAAAACAUUUAAUUGUUCAGUUUGUGGCAAAAGCUUUUCUUUUAAGAGCACUUUCAUUGAACACAGGAGAACGCACACAGUUUGUGGCAAAAGCUUUUCUGUUUAAAGCAAAUUGACACAACACAUGAGAUCACACACUGGACUAAGACCAUUUAAUUGUUCAGUUUGUGGUAAAACCUUUCCUUAUAACAGCUCUUUGUGUCGACACCUGAGAACACACGCUGGAGAAAAAACAUUUAGUUGUUCAGUGUGCUGUAAAAGGUUCCCACAUAAUGCAGUAAAACAUAUAAGAACACACAAGGGAAAAUAACCAAUUAGCUGUUUAGUUUGUGGUAUGUUGCUCAUAUGUGGUGACAUCCACCCUACCCAGGAACUUCUCACUGCUUCUUUCACAAAUAUCUGAGGUAUUCUUACAAACUUGGAUUAUUUGGAGCAUAAUCUUAUCUACUCAUGACCCCAUGUCUUCUCUGUAUCUGAAACCUUCCUGAACAGUAAGAUAGAUGAUGCUUCAAGUGCUUGGUUACUCCUUCUUCAGUCCAGGGACCUGGGGCCUCAUGUGUCAAGUGUGCACAAGGUGAAAAACCUGCACUACGCCCUUUUUCACUGCAAAGUUGAGAUGUGUCAAAACUGAUGUCGAUGCAUAAGUGAUACUGGGUACCGUAUUUUUCUGAUUAUAAGUCGCACCGGCCGAAAAUGCAUAAUAAAGAAGGAAAAAAACAUAUAUAAGUCGCACUAUAUAUGAUAGUAUAUAUCUGUAUCAUGAAUCAAUUUAAGUGGACCCCGACUUAAACAAGUUGAAAAACUUAUUCGGGUGUUACCAUUUAGUGGUCAAGUGUACGGAAUAUGUACUUCACUGUGCAACCUAGUAAUAAAAGUCUCAAUCAAUCAAAAAAACUGGAGUAUAAGUCGCGUUUUUGGGGGAAAUGUAUUUGAUAAAAUCCAACACCAAGAAUAGACAUUUAAAAUAAAUAAAGAAUAGUGAACAAACAUAUGAGGCAUAAAUAACCAACUGAGAACGUGCCUGGUAUGUUAACGUAACAUAUUAUGGUAAGAGUCAUUCAAAUAACUAUAACAUAUAAAACAUGCUUUACGUUUACCAAACAAUCCGUCACUGCUGAUCGCUAAAUCCCAUGAAAUCUUCUUCCUCGUUGUCGCUCCUGGUAUGCGCCGCUCCCUUUCUUUUUGCUGCUCGAUGGCCGUUUUCUGCUGCAUAUUUCACUACGUCCGGCUUGUAAUCUGCAGUAUAUGAUUUCCUUUUCGGUGCCAUUCUUCUCAGUUUUUAUAAGUUACCGCCAAUGUUGAAAUAAUCCAUUUUAAUAGCUACGGAUGUAGCAGCAGUUAGCAUCCCAUGACCCACAAUGCACUUCUGACAUGACCCGCCCCCGUCGAAUUCCUAUUGGUUGACGUGUGUGACGAUUGCGGACAUUUGCUUCAUUUCUUCCGCAAAUGAGCUAAAUAAUAUUAUUUGAUAUUUUAUGGUAAUGUGUUAAUAAUUUCACACAUAAAUCGCUCCGGAGUAUAAAUCGCACCCCCGGCCAAACUAUGAGAAAAACUGCGAUUUAUAAUCAUAAAAAAACGGUAACUGUUAGCAUAACCAAGUGCCCACUUUUACUCCUCAGACUGAUUGAUGUGCAAAUCAGAGACAUAUGAACAAUUAACCCCCAACACCCACAACCCAACCCCCACCUCCCUCGACAUUCAGGCAAAACAGGUUCAAUUCAGCUGCAUUUUUUAAUGAAAGAAACUGCUUUUCUGAAUGUGUCCACUGGAUGUCACAAUAGCAACUCUGUUAGGCAAGCAAACAGUUUAUACCGGGGCGAGCAAGUAUACCAAGCAAGAGGUACACGGUAAAGCGGGGCUGUGACUCCUCCCCCUCCACCCAACGUAAAACAGGAGUAAAAUAAGCACUCAGUAACCCCACUUAAAAUGCAGCAUGAGACACUGCACACUGAUGUAGUUCUGUGAAAAUGAUUGUCUUCUGUGCAAAUGUAAAGAAAGUGAACAGUGUGUGAUUUACUGCAAUACUGUCAGUCUUUUAACUUUUUAUUUGUGCUUUGUUGAAAUUGUUCACACAUUGCACAGCUUUUAUUUUUCUAUCAAUACACAUUAUGUCUAGAAGACAGGAAGUAACUCAACACUCUUGAAUAGUUUCUACCUCAGUUUGUAUGGUUUGUUGAGUUAGCACAGGAUUAAUAUGUGGAAAUGACAAAUGAGGUAGU
Entelurus aequoreus (snake pipefish) is the source of this 4227-nucleotide messenger RNA. Its product is annotated as gastrula zinc finger protein XlCGF57.1-like. The transcript has 2 exons. The record is from RefSeq and is a predicted model, not a curated record. Gene Ontology annotation, biological process: regulation of transcription by RNA polymerase II. Gene Ontology annotation, molecular function: DNA-binding transcription factor activity, RNA polymerase II-specific; RNA polymerase II transcription regulatory region sequence-specific DNA binding. Gene Ontology annotation, cellular component: nucleus. Lineage: Eukaryota; Metazoa; Chordata; Actinopteri; Syngnathiformes; Syngnathidae. Bases 177 to 2114 code for a protein of 645 amino acids.